Molecule: messenger RNA, 1463 nt
Organism: Amblyraja radiata (thorny skate)
Lineage: Eukaryota; Metazoa; Chordata; Chondrichthyes; Rajiformes; Rajidae
Gene: sesn1
Product: sestrin 1
Exons: 7
Coding region: 4-1149 (381 amino acids)
Biological process (GO): regulation of response to reactive oxygen species; positive regulation of macroautophagy; cellular response to leucine starvation
Cellular component (GO): nucleus
Molecular function (GO): oxidoreductase activity, acting on peroxide as acceptor; L-leucine binding
Source: RefSeq, a predicted model, not a curated record
AUUAUGAUUAUGAUUAUGACAUGGAACCUGAAUGUUUACCACGUUGUAUUGCAGGCAGCAGCGCAGCACCAAUGCUCGUACCUUGUAAACCUUCACGUGAAUGACUUUCUCCAAGUUGGCGGGGAUCCGAAAUGGUUAGCCGGGCUCGACUCUGCUCCUCCGAAGCUUCAGACUUUGAGUCAAGUGAACAAGAUCCUUGCUCACAGGCCCUGGCUCAUUACGAAAGACCAUAUCGAAAGGCUGUUGAGAUCUGAGGAUCACGGCUGGUCGCUGGCGGAGCUGAUACAUGUGUUGGUCCUGCUCACGCACUAUCAUUCCCUGGCCUCCUUCACGUUUGGCUGUGGGAUCAUCUCCGCAACACACAGCGACGGAGGCCACUCACCCCGACACCCAUCUGGACCCGACGUCACCAACGGCAACGGUGUGGAAGAACAACCCCUCGGACAGGAGAGAGUUGACCAGGUCACAGGAACCACCUUUGAAGUCGAGGCCUUACUGGAAAAAAUGAAACGCCUACAAGAAUGUAGAGAUGAAGAGGGAACUAGUCAAGAGGAAAUGGCGACGAGAUUUGAGAGAGAAAAAGCCGAGAGUUUAUUUGUUGCAACUUCAGAUAACGAGAGAUGGAUUGACACGAGAGAGAUCUCUCGUCAUUUUGAAGACCCCAGCUAUGGCUACCAAGACUUUUCCAGACACGGUGACCAAUAUGUGCCCACCUUUCGAGCGCAGGAUUAUACGUGGGAAGACCACGGCUACUCCCUUGUUAACCGGCUUUACCCAGAUGUUGGCCAGCUGUUGGAUGAGAAGUUCCAGAACGCCUACAACCUGACCUACAACACAAUGGCCAUGCACAAAAACGUCGACACCUCCAUGCUACGCCGUGCCAUCUGGAACUACAUCCACUGUAUGUUUGGGAUAAGGUAUGAUGAUUACGACUAUGGAGAAAUCAAUCAGCUCCUGGAUCGCAACUUCAAGGUUUAUAUAAAGACUGUUGUCUGUUCUCCAGCCAAGACGACCAAGGGAAUGUACGACAGCUUCUGGAGGCAGUUCAAACACUCUGAGAAGAUUCACGUGAACUUGCUGCUGAUGGAGGCUCGCAUGCAGGCGGAGCUGCUGUAUGCUCUGACCGCCAUCACCCGCCACCUGACGUGAGGAGAACGCAGCCGUCUGUCGACCGUGGAGGAAGCUGCCAGUUGAUCGGGACCAAAGGCAGCCAGUUGCCCCAACCCACCGCAGUGUACUGCACCACACCCGCCCUGGGACAGGUGCUCCCCCCUGCUGCACUGUGGCUCAGCCUCUACCUACCCUGCUUACAAAGGAAACGGAGGAGCUAAGAGCCGAGGCGUUUGAUCAACGCUCGUGGUUCUGCAAAAAAUACACUGAACGACUAUUGAUAAGAAAGCUAUUCUUCUUUCUGUGUAAAAAAAAAAAUAGACUGUGUGGUUGCUUAAAGUAGAAAUAAAGAA